AAAAUCAUCGUGAUGAAAUUGAAAAAAUACGCAAACAAUUACGUAAUAAAAAAGAUGAAGAAAAACAACGAAUGGAAAAUGUUCAGGACAUUAGUGCUCAAAUUGAAAAGUUAUAUCACCAAUUGGGAACACUGGAUCAAAAUUCGAACGAUAAUCAGUCUUUAGAUGUUGAAUGGAAUCGAUUAGAAAAACAACGUAACAGAUUGAUUCAAGAAAGUCAUGGUUUACGACUUCGUGGCGAACAAAUAAAUGAUGAUUUGAGAAAAUUGCAUACACAGCAAGCGGAUAAACAAUGUGAAUUAGAAUCAAUACAAAGUAUUCGUCUACAACAUCUACAGUUAUCUGAUCCAGAUAGUUAUAAAGCUGUUAUAUGGUAUCGAAACAAUAAAAAUUUGUUUAGAAAAUGUGUGUAUGAACCAAUGAUUUUAUCGCUGAAUAUCGAAAAUCAAAAUAUGGCAAAUUAUGUUGAAUUUAUCAUACCGAAACGUGAUUUAACAGCUAUGUUUAUCUUUGAAGAUACCGACGAUAUGAAAUUAUUCAUUAAUGAAUGUCAUACAAAGCAAAACUUAGUUGUUCACGUUUCAGCUAUACCACAACUGACAUUGCAAGAUUUUAAAACACAAGCACAACCAAUUGCAAAAUUAAAAUGUUAUGGUAUUACGAAUUAUUUGUUAGAUGUCGUCAAUGAUUCUGAUCCGGUAUUAUGUUAUCUAUGUGAAACAACAAAAAUGCAUUUGAUUCCGAUUGCUGAUGAGUCUGCAUUGGAAUCAAUUGAUUCAUUAAUUAAUAAUAAAGAAUUAGGUUUCACAUCUUUUUUUAUGAAAAAUUUCUGUUAUAGAAUUGUCACAUCAUGUUAUUCAAAACAAAUAUCAUCUACGAAUGUUCAAGUGCAAACCCACAGUUUUUUAACUGAUUCAGUCAAUCAACAACGAAUACAACAACUAGAAAAUGAUUUUCUUAGUAUAACACAAGAACAAAAUCAAUUGAGAAAUGAUUAUCGUACUAAUCAAGAUGAAAUGCAUAGAGUUGGAAAAGAGUUGGAUGCUGUUGAACAACGAAAAGUAUGUUACAUAUGUAGCUCAGAUGACUUCUGAUAUGACUGCGCUCUAUGGAGCGAUAUUUAGAGGUCAGAUCUAUCCAUCACAAGUCAGAACAUGAUAAGACCUACUUUAUACGAUAUUGAGAGCUAAAGACAGUAUAGACGCAUACUGUCUGGAUAUAGAGCAUGCGUCUCUACUGAAAGACUUGUGCUGUAAGCAAUGAGAAGUGUGUGCUUGUGAUGCCCUCGCAC
Messenger RNA from Didymodactylos carnosus, 1291 nucleotides. The record is from the annotation of a GenBank genome assembly. NCBI's taxonomy places the organism in Eukaryota, Metazoa, Rotifera, Eurotatoria, Philodinida, Philodinidae.